CUUAGUAUCACCGCCGUCUUGUGGUAUUUUCAUUGCGCCGAAAAACGGUCGCACCAAAAUGACAGCUCCGGCCACAUCGAAAAAGUCGUCGUCAUUCGUCGGAAUCAUUCGAACUUUGAAAAUGGAUCGGUAGCUGGGAAGGAAAUUUAAAGCGAAAUACGCAAAGAAAACGGCUUUUGUCCGCUAUUCAGCGAUUUUUUUUGUGUUGUAAUCAGCAGAGGAAAUUUUAACGACCAACUCCACCGCCACACUAGCCACUUCCAGCAGCCCCAAAAAAUAAAAUAGAACUACCUUUGCACCACCACCACCACUACUACAGCCAUCUCAACUACAACUACAACAACAGCAGCAGCACAGCAACAGCAAUAGCACUACUGCACAGCCAAGCCCACAAAGAGAGAAGGUGAAACGCAAAACAACAAAAAAUACACAAAGUAGCGCAGAAAAUAAAAUCAAUUCAGAUAUCCGAAAAAAAGCGGUGCAAAUAGAUAAACCCCAUUUUUUGCUUGAGCUUUUUUCGCCUGUGUGAUGAGAGAAAUCAGCAGCAGUCAUCGAUUACAACAACAGCAACACCAACGACGACUCAACCACCAAACUUGACCGAACAAGAAUAAAUAAACGUACGAUAGCGAUUGAGAGAGAGAGAGGUGCAUCUGCAGCAGAAUUAAAUCAGUUUUUUCAGCAACCGCCGCAUUUCUUGGCAAUUGGAUUAAAAACUAGAGGAGAACAAAAACGGAAAACAAAAAACAUCCCAUAGGCGGCCACCAUUUUGAAUGAGCUGAACAAGAAGAGAGGGAAAGAGAGAAAGAGCGAGAAACUGCUGCUCAUUUGUUGCACUACGCACUGCAGCUGGCCGCGGCGUAACCGUAAACCCUUUUCCAGCUUGGAAGCACUCUGCCUAUCUCCCUCUAAUCGCGUCCAGGAGCACCGUACAGUCCACCAGCAACAACAUGGUGGAGCAGGAGGAGCACAAGUCUGGGACAGCUGCCUCUGCCGCAAAUGCAAGCAACAACAACCACCCCCGUAGAUCUGGGGACAGCGGCAUCCGGAGUGGCAGCGGCAUUUCGUGCAGCAACACGGACAACAGCUGCAGCCAGAGUCAAUCAGACGGACAGAAUGAGCUGACGCGCUACAGUAGCGAGGAUGUCUCGGGCAAUGAGUCUAGUGAGGCGCCCAACAUGACCGAGUUGGAGCGCCAGGCGGAGCUUAACAGGCACAAGGAGGAGAUGCAGAAGAAGCGGCGCAAGAAACGCAUCAGCUCCUCCCUACAUUCGUCAACCUUUCAGGAGCUGUACAAGCUGACUGGCGAGAUUCUCGGCGAGGGAGCCUACGCAUCGGUGCAAACUUGCGUUAACAUCUACACCGAUCUGGAGUACGCCGUGAAGGUGAUCGAUAAGAUACCGGGACAUGCGCGUGCACGUGUCUUUCGCGAAGUGGAGACAUUCCAUCACUGCCAGGGCCAUUUGGGCAUCUUGCAACUGAUCGAAUUUUUCGAGGAUGACGAAAAGUUCUACCUGGUAUUCGAGAAGAUCAACGGUGGUCCAUUGCUUACGCGCAUACAGGAGCACAUUUGCUUCUCCGAGCACGAGGCUUCGCAGAUAAUCAAGGAGAUCGCCUCCGGACUGGAUUUUUUGCACAAGAAGGGCAUUGCCCAUCGUGAUCUCAAGCCGGAGAAUAUUCUGUGUGUCAAGACGGAUUCGCUGUGCCCAAUCAAGAUCUGCGACUUUGAUUUGGGUUCGGGGAUUAAGUUUACGACGGACAUCUCGUCGCCAGCAGCCACUCCCCAGUUAUUGACACCAGUUGGCAGUGCCGAGUUCAUGGCUCCGGAAGUGGUCGAUUUGUUUGUGGGCGAAGCACACUAUUACGACAAGAGGUGCGAUUUGUGGUCCCUGGGAGUCAUUGCUUACAUCUUGCUCUGCGGCUAUCCGCCAUUUUCGGGCAACUGUGGUGAGGAUUGCGGCUGGAAUCGCGGUGAAAACUGUCGCACGUGCCAGGAGCUGCUUUUCGAGUCCAUUCAAGAAGGACACUUUUCCUUCCCUGAGGCCGAGUGGCACGAUGUCAGCGAUGAGGCCAAGGACCUAAUUUCUAACCUGCUCGUCAAGCAGGCUGCAAAUCGCCUCAGUGCCGAGGCAGUGUUGAAUCACCCCUGGAUUCGUAUGUCCGAGCACGAGCCACCGACCAGCAAGCAUGCCAGGCGCCACAAGGCUCUGCAAACUCCCAGUAACAUCCGACGCAAUCACCAGUCGGCAAGGGAAAUCUCGCAGUUUGCCGAAUCUGCCAUGGCCGUCAAACGUGUGGUCCUACAGCAUUUCUCGAUGCGCUACGAUUACAUGAAAGAGCGUCCCAACAUCUACCAGCCAUCGCAGGCCUACAUGGAUGCCUAUAGCGAUGAAAACUACAAUCCGAAGCCGCCGGGUCAUUACACUCGCAAUCGCUCGCAGCGCAAUCCCGCUGCCUCGUUGUGCAGCUAUGGAGGGCGUAUGUCCUCAAUGCACGGCCAGCGGGCUAGCAGCCGUCAGUCCUCCCGAAAUGCCUCUCGCAAUGCUUCUGCAAUUUAUCCGAACAGCGGGGGCUUCAAGACCUUGAACGUUCAUGAGGAAGAUGACGACGAUGAAGCUCUGGAGGCUUUUGGCCGCAUCGACGAUGAUGAUGACGAUGAGUGGGCGAGGUCAACGAGGGAAUAUCAGCAGCGGCGUGAGAUGCAACAGCGGCAGGAGGCGCUGAGCGAGGAUCGCUAUAGGCGUCAGAGCGGAAGCGAGGGCGACGAUGUGGAAGAUGAGGACGAUGGAGAGAAUGAGGACUAUCAGCACUAUAAGCAUUAUUGGCGCGAAUUGGACGAGGAUGAGGGCGACGACUAUUUGUAUGAACAGCAGCAGCGCGUCGAUGACAUAGUCGAGGAGGAGGAGUUCGAGGAUGAACCAAAGGAGGAAACUCAAGCUGACAAUCUAAAGCUAUCGAAAGCUUACGUGGAGCAAGUUGGCGAGACCAAUGUGGAGAAAUCGAAGCCACAGGACGAUAACGGUGGGUAUAUAAGGGAUGACCUUAUUAUGGAUAUAAUGGAUAUGGAGGAAAAAACUCAGCAAAGCGAAUUUGCUAAGCUCACCAUAAUGCGCAAAGAUGCGCAGAAGGAGGAGAAUGGAAUAAUGCAGCAGCAGGGUGAGAAGAAGGAGGAAAAACAGCAGGAUGAUGUUGAUGGGGCUAAGAAGCAAGGACCAUCAAGUGAUAUUAGUGCUACUACCAUCACCGAUAAUAACAAGCAGCAAACACCAGUUAUGACUACAACACACAUUAACAACUGGCAAACUGGCGAUGCAAUUGAAGAUGAUGAUGUUAAACUAUUGGAUAGUAUUAGUGAUUUAAAUGAAAAGCUACCUGAAAUUUAUGAGACUGCAAAUAUUGUUGUCAACUCAGCGGCAGUGCCAGCAGCAUCGACACCAGCAGCAUCAGCAACACGCCCACCAACCGAUAUCCCAGAGGAAGAUGAUUCAAACGUGAUCAAAACGACGUCUGCUGCUGAGGGGACAACAAAGCGAACGACUUUUGGCCAGGCAGCUGAAGAGGGGAAGCCUGUAGCCCUAUCCCACACCGCGGGCCAGCACAGCAAGGCCGGCCGCACUGUUAACUUUGCCCCCGAUGCAUAUCAGAACGACGAGGAUGCCGAUAUCGACGAGGACGACGACUACGAUGACGAUGAGGAGGAAGAUAUGCACGAGCACAGCAAGCAACAGCUGCCUUCCAAUGCCUACACUCGGAAGCAGCGACAGCAGCACCAGCGGUACAUUGUGCCACGCUACCAGCCUGCAGAUCACGUUCCUCAGGCGCAGCACACCGAAAACUGGCGUUAUCGCACCCAUCACUCGCAGGAACAGCAGCCGACAGCGGACUAUCGCAAGUAUCGCCCGCCGUUUAGCACCGGAGGCGGAGGUGGCCACCAUGGCAACCAGCAGCGUAAUUACUUGGGGAGCUUCUCGCACAGCGGCGGUGCCGCUGGUUACAAGAUUGCUCCAAUGCCGCCACCAAUGCAGCCGCCUCCGCGGCACAACAGCGCCGGAAGCAGUGGCAGUGGCAGCGGCAGCGGCGGAUCUCCGCCAUCUGAUGAGCAGUCGACCAUUCGCAACUGGCGUCAGGAUUGUGUUUACGCCCGCAGUUGCGGCAUGAACCAGGGGCCGGAACAGCAGCGGCACAACCGUUCGUCGGGCCAGCGCGUCCAGCAGCAACCGCGGAUUGGCAGUGGACGCUUCGCCCACCUGCAAGCGUCCCAAUUGAUGGGUGAGCUGCCUGAUAUGAGGAUCGGCCUUUCGCCGCCCAGCGAGAGUGUGCUGCUCCAAAGGCGCUUGCGCCAGCAACAACGGGCCAACGAUUUGUCCGAGUACUGCGAGCCGGCAACCGCCAGUGGUUAAGCCAAGCC
Messenger RNA from Drosophila erecta, 4408 nucleotides. It is a transcript of the gene Lk6, whose product is annotated as probable serine/threonine-protein kinase MARK-C. The record is from RefSeq and is a predicted model, not a curated record. NCBI's taxonomy places the organism in Eukaryota, Metazoa, Arthropoda, Insecta, Diptera, Drosophilidae. Gene Ontology annotation, biological process: peptidyl-serine phosphorylation; intracellular signal transduction; protein autophosphorylation. Bases 951 to 4400 code for a protein of 1149 amino acids. The transcript has 6 exons. Gene Ontology annotation, molecular function: calmodulin binding; ATP binding; calcium-dependent protein serine/threonine kinase activity. Gene Ontology annotation, cellular component: cytoplasm; nucleus.